AUGUCUUCAAUUACCAUCUUACCACCUACAACAACAUCAUACUCAUCAGCAGCAUCAUCAAAUCUUCCCAACAUCAAUAUUCCACCUCUUCGACCAUCAUAUUUAUCAUCAAAUAUUCCACCACCAAAUAUUCCACCAACAUACCACCAUUUAGUCCAACAAAUUCCACGAAAACCAUCUCUUUACGGUGCUGGUCAACGAAAAUUUAAUCAUUUCAAGAGAUUUCAAACAGGAACAACAACAACAUUUAAUGGAUAUACAAAUAUUACCGGCUUUCCUCAAACCAUCAUUCCACCUCGACCAGCACCACGUCGUCAUCCACCACCAACAUCAUCAUCACCCUAUUACCACCAACAUAAUCAUCAUCCACACCACCAAUAUUAUAACCACCAUCAUUAUCCUCAUCAAAAUUUCAACAUUAACACCAACAACUUACCAUCAUUAUUAUCCAUCAACCCCUUCCAUUUACCACCACGCCACCAUACACGCACCUACCACCAAGCCCAACAAUUUCAUCCAAAUCAUCAACAACAUUUUCCACGAUCAUUAUCACGUUCCCGCUUCCAUUUAUUAUCACAAUUACCAUCACGAUCCCGCUCACGUUCCCAUUCAAAUUAUCGUCCAACACCACCACCCAUCAAACCCCGCCGAGUCCACCAACAACAACAUCAACAGAAAUUUAAUCGUCCUCAUUAUCAUCAACAACAUCAUCGAAAUUAUCACCAUUCACCAACACCAAAUUCAAAUAUUAUUUAUAAUGAUAAUAAACGUACAUUAAAUGGAAUUAUCUUAUCUGAUUCAAUGUGUUCCCGGCUUAGAAUGUAUGCCAUUAAAAAAUUACCUAAUUAUAAUGUAGAAUUAAGUUAUGAAUCCGGAUGUGAUAUUUAUGGUAUGAUUAACUGGCUCAAAACUCCGGAAGGUCAAAAUACGGUAGGAAAUAAGGACUUAAUAGUUUUGAGUUUGGGUACUAAUGACGUGGGGCGGUACGGCGUUGACGUUUCUCUGAAGCGAUGUUGUGAGCUCAUAAGUUUUAUUCGACAGUCAUUCCCUGGCAACCGAGCCAUUGGUUGGUUAGCUUUGUCACCACGAUGGAAACCAACGAGAUUCGUCUCUGCGGCCAACAUCGGACAAAUGCAUAGUCAAUUUAAUGAGCGUCUUCGGAUCUUAUCCCAGCAAUGGGAUUUUGAUGUUGUUGACGCGCGCUUAGGACUUGUGGAUAUGCGUGUAGAGGAUGGGCUACAUCCAUCCAAUACCACUGGCAAAUGGAAAUAUGAAGGAGCACUUCGUGAAUGGUUCUCUUCACGUGCUGUCGCACGUUUUUCUUCUUCUUAUUUUCAGCGUCGUCGAUAUCAAACAACACCAACUACACCCACGACGACAACAACAUUAUAUCCCAACAACAAUUACAAUAAUAAUAAUCAAAUACAACGGCAAACCCAAUAUCGCCGAAAUUAUUAUCAACAACAACAGCAACAAAAUUAUAUAAGGUCAGUGACAACUUCUCAUAAUAGAAAUAAUAGUACUCAGCCGUUUAUAGUCACAACAGACAGGAUAAUAGAGAAAGUAGAAAGAAGUAGCAAUAGACACCCAUGUUUUCCAUCGAGAUCUCUAAUAAAAUUUUAUCCACAUAAAUUAAGAACUAAAGA
This is a messenger RNA of Rotaria sp. Silwood1, 1646 nucleotides long. Lineage: Eukaryota; Metazoa; Rotifera; Eurotatoria; Philodinida; Philodinidae. The record is from the annotation of a GenBank genome assembly.